AUGCUGGGGACACUGAUGACAGCACUUUAUUUCAUGGUGAAAGCAUUGGGUCAGGUCAGUACUUCUUUCAUUCUAGAGCAAGGCCUUAGGAAGUAAUGGCAGAAAGCAAAGCAGAAGAUGGUUCCCUUCCCUGUGGUUUAUUUGGGCAUGGGAGGGGGGAGUAGUUUUGCUGUGAUGUUACCAGAAAGGAGGGUGCCGGUUCCACCCAACAUGGUAUUCCUGAAAGCUGGAGCUCGAGGCUUCAUUCUAGGAAAUUAAUCUAUUGCAAGCUGGGUGUUGCCCAGCAGUACCAUGUGUGAUACCAGCAGAGGAGCAAGUGAGGCAGCUUGAUUUGGGCUGCUGAGGUGGGGGGCUCCAGCAGCUGCAGGGCCAUGCCACCUCCUUACUGGAGCUUUUGCACAAACUGCAAGCCUCUGGCUGGCCCAAGCAGCACCUUCCAAGUUGCAGGAAGCAGAGUUUGCUGUUUCUCAUCUGGAUGACUUGCUUCAGGGUCCUGGCGCUGCCUUGAGGCCCAACUUCCCUCUCGUCUGGCUCUAAAUCCCGUGCAGGUGGGCUUGCCUGUGUGGCCCAAGAGGAGGCUCUGCCAGAGAGGCCUUGAGGUGCUGGGCAAGCCACUAGGGGACCCUUUGUUGUCAGGAAUCGAUGCUGAAAUUGCAGUCCCAUAGAUGGUAGGGCUGCUUCUAUUUUCUGCUGCACCAGGAGAUUUCUGGAGUGGGCAUUGCGGUUGCUUUGUCUUCUGAAACAUGGGGGUCCCUCAUGAUAGUGACACCUGUAAAUGGAUAAAAGUGGAGGGGGUAUGUUGGAGGGGAAGGGACAAGGUGGAGCCCUGGUCUCACUUAAUACGAACCUGUACUCUUCUGCCUUCUGCCCAGCUUGGCAACAGCCUGUUCCAGGAGGAGCCGCUGCCCUACCUUGUCCACCAGCCCUUGCCAUGGCAGGUCCAGUGUGUGACUCCGGGUCGCCGUGCCAGCAGAGACAGUGGGGUAGGUGUCUUUUCCUACUAGUGACGGCCACUGGAGGCUUUGGAAAUGAGCAUGGCUGUUCCCUUUCAAACUUGGGUUGGCUCCUCUGUCUGAUGAAGAUGGAUGCAAAGAGAAGGGCAAGGGAGACAAAGGCUCAGUUCCUGGAAAGGUGUCGGGAUAUUUGGAGGGAAAUGCUGCAAAUGAAAGCUAAGAGGAGGAGGAGGAAUAGGCCCUCUUGAGGGGAGGGGGCUACAGAAGAGGAAGAAGUACAGAAGAGGAUGCUGCUGGUUGCAGCACAGUAGCUAUUGUGGCUCCCCCCCACCCCCCUUAAGGCAGUUCUUAAGGCAGAAUAUGGAACUGUUCAUGCAUGAAUAUGCAUGAAGACUCUCUUGGUCCAUGUUGCUGCAGCAACAGUGAUUUUUAACCCUGAGCAAAAACCAGACCAAACCCACUUGGGUCUUGUUUCCAGCUUGCUUGAAACUUGUACUCAGCAGUUGAUGCUGGGAUUGCUUCAAUAACCAGACUUAAUAAAGGGAAGUGCCACCAGAGGCCUCUCCCCGGGGUCCCUUUGUAACAGGGUCAAACUAAUUCAUGCUCAGGAACAUCUGUUAUCAGCAGCUACUACCCAGGUUGGUGGCAUGCAGCUUUUCGGUUGCUAAAUGCUGUGGGGUCAUACAAUGGGGGUGGGUCUUUUCAUCUUGCUCUGCCUGUGAACUUCUCUGGAGCAUGACUGGCCAGCAGUGAUCAUGCUGGCCCCUUUGGCGGAGCACCACAGUCCCCCCCUUGUCUGUCUGUUUAGACUUUGCUUCUUCUUUCCAGAAAGGUGGGUGUUCUCGGCAGAACAAUAUCUACGGGGUCGCAGGACGAAGAGGUGAGAGUGCUGCAAACUCAAGGUCAACAGGCACUGAGUGCGGGGAUUUCUAACUAGCCUGCCACUGUUUUUGGUGUAUGAAGGAGCCUCUCUUUAAAUAAAAAAUAAAAAAGCAGGCACCCCACCCCCUCCACACACACACUGCUUUCCUCCAGCAUUUAUCUCAAUCAGUGGAUCUGUUCAGACCGUGCUGGAUUCUUCCCCCACCCCCAAACACACACACACUUUGUGCAUUCAGAUGCUUCCCUCCUCCAUGAGACAUCUCCCUGCCUGCCCUCCAAUGCCCGUGGCCACACCUCACACCCCCUUUGGUAUAGCUGGACAGUUUGCAGCCAUGGUUCAAAGUCAUGUCCUGAGCAAAUAGGCUUUUCAUGUUGCUAUUCUCAGUGCCUCUUGCAUGAUAAUCGGAUUAGAGGUGGUGAGCUGGAAUGGCAGGUGCAGAGAAUGCACUCUUUUUCUGCAAGUGACCAAAUGAGAUUAAAUUUGUAAUGUCCACAGAGAAAAUUAAAGAGUAGGGUUGUUGUUCUUUUAACAAAACACUGGUGAACAAGCUAGUCAGGUCUCUUGAGUUGAUGUCACUAAAUUCCAUAUUUUUUCUCCCCCUUCCCCCUUGAUAGUGGGUGAUUACUUCUGCUCCUGCCAUGCUUUGGCGUGAUGGGCUUUUUGUGAAGUUGCAUAUUUUUUUAAGGGAAGGGGCCUUGCUACACUGAUAACUGCAUGGGCGCAGGGAGACUGAGUGCAACAUGGGUGCAACAAGGCAGGGCUUGGAGUCAAACACUUUGCAGGAAACAACCUUUGUCCCCAGAAGAAUGAUACAGACCUGGCUUUGAGUGAUCACUCCAAAUUGGAGUGUGGUCUAUAGAGGAGUCUAUUCUACUUUGGCAUCCCGCAUCGCACAGCUACCUUGUACAAGAAGCCAAGGAGGCAGCCCUAUGCCAUGAACUAGGCUGCCCACACCAUAGUAGACUUGAGCUCAGAAUAGGAAAAGGUGAGAGGAGCUUCUUUGCUUGGCCAAUUGCAGCGUAGUCUCUGCACUAGGUGGAAGCAGCUAUACUACUGAAGGGCUUUGCCAGAAUGUCUCCUUCCCAAAACAAGCCUACCUUCAGACACCGGGAGUUCACUAAUUUUUUGCAGAGUGUUGUCUUUUAAUUGAUUUUACCUGUUUGUAUUUUGUCUGGUUAUUAAGUUGCUUUGAGAUUCUUUUGUGAAAAGCAACAAACAGAUGCUUAAUAAUAAUAACAACAACAACAGUAAUAUAUUCUGUACAGCUGGAGGUGGGAAGACGCUUAAGGUAUUGCAUUCCAGGCUUCCCCUCCCCUCUUUUGGGGGGAAAGCACAAAGAGCACCUGCUUUGUGUUUUUGCUUUUCUCGGCAGCACCAUCUGCUCCUAAUACACGUGGCUGUGCAGUUCAUGCUGCAGAUCUGCAGUCUGGUGGGGGUGGUCUCCAGUCGCCUUCUGGUAUUAGAGCCCUCCUCACCUCAGGUGCUAAAGUUGGAGGCCUCCCAGCCCCACAGAUCACACAUGAGCACACCACCUUUUCUACAGCUGUCUCUGGGGCCUAGCUAUAGCCUAGAAAAACACCUUCAACCAUGACGUUGAAGGGGAACUUGGAUAAGCACCCAUUCUUUGCAAGGACAGUGACCGACAUAAGCAUUACACUAAAAUGCUCUGCUCUGUCUGCCAUCUCGUUGCUUUGCUACCUCCAUUGUGUCACUUGCAGGGUGAGGGUGUUCAGCCAACAUCUCCCGAGCCAGACAGUUUUAGGCAGAGAGCAGCUUUCCUGUAGGGUAGCUGGCUGGGAGAUGAUGCACACUGGUCAUUGUGUGAGGCAAGAGUAGUGCCUUGGACUUUCAGGGACAUCUCAGCAGCAGGGGCAACCCACUGCAUGACCUCAGCAUUUCAGUUUACAAGGACAGCCUGAAUGCUGCAGGUGUUGUCUCGCAGGAGCAAGGGCGGUCCAUGAUCUUUGGCAAGCUCUCACUGCAGACAUGCUCCCAAGCGCAUGGAUCCUGUGGGUGGGAAGCUCAAGUAAUCAUUACCAUGAACAUCCAAAUACGGCAAGGGACGCACACUGCAUCUCUACUCCCAGCUGCACGUCACCUCUUCAGUUCUGGCUUGUUUUCUGCCUUCUCCAUCCUGGCCCAGGUGGUGUUGGCUGCUCUGAUUUUGCCGGCAAUGCCCUUUCUCCUAGUGAGUUGUCCUUCCCUUGUAUCCCUAGGUGACUCCAGCCCUGUAUCCAGCAGCAGGAGCGAGGAAGUGAGUGAUCCAACCGAGAGGGCAGCUGUGACCAUCCAGACUCACUAUCGUAAAUAUCACCAACACAAGCAUGGAAAGUAG
This is a messenger RNA of Podarcis lilfordi (Lilford's wall lizard), 4171 nucleotides long. Lineage: Eukaryota; Metazoa; Chordata; Lepidosauria; Squamata; Lacertidae. The record is from the annotation of a GenBank genome assembly.